AUGUCGCACCUCAAGUACUACGCAUACAAGGACCUCGGGGUCAAGCAACGCAAAGACUUUCACUACAGCCAGGCCGUGCGCGUCGGCGACCGCAUCGAGUGUGCAGGUCAAGGAGGCUGGGACCCCAAGACUGGCGCGUUUGAAAAGGAAAUCAACGCCCAAAUCGAUCUCGCCUUUGCCAACGUGGACCUGGCCCUCAAAGAUGCCGGCGGCAAGGGCUGGUCACAGGUGUUUCGCGUCAACUCGUACCAUCUGCCCCUCAACACGGAGGCCAUGGACGCCAUGGUGCGCAAUUUUCGCAGAUACAUGCCGGAUCACCAGCCGCUAUGGACCUGCGUCGGUGUCACGCGUCUAGGUGAGGACGAUAUGCGCGUCGAGAUUGAGGUCUCUGCGCAUGAUCCGGAGGGGGCCAAGACGGAGUGA
This is a messenger RNA of Beauveria bassiana ARSEF 2860, 423 nucleotides long. Its product is annotated as L-PSP endoribonuclease family protein. NCBI's taxonomy places the organism in Eukaryota, Fungi, Ascomycota, Sordariomycetes, Hypocreales, Cordycipitaceae. The record is from RefSeq and is a predicted model, not a curated record. The transcript is spliced from 2 exons. The coding region runs from base 1 to 423 and encodes 140 amino acids.